Messenger RNA from Amphimedon queenslandica, 2383 nucleotides. RefSeq names its product tetratricopeptide repeat protein 39C-like. NCBI's taxonomy places the organism in Eukaryota, Metazoa, Porifera, Demospongiae, Haplosclerida, Niphatidae. The transcript has 12 exons. Gene Ontology annotation, molecular function: protein binding. The record is from RefSeq and is a predicted model, not a curated record. Gene Ontology annotation, biological process: cilium assembly. Bases 111 to 2174 code for a protein of 687 amino acids.
AAACAAGAAGGCAAAAUCUAGGCCUAAUAAGAGUGAUAAUAACUCUUAACGACUGCAAUCAGUUAUUUUAUUAAAAUUAUUAUAAUUAAUAAUUCUUACAAUUUGAGGGAAUGGCUUCCAGCAGCAGCAGCCUUCCAACUGUUCGCAGUAAUAACGAGCCGGAACACUCCACGGGGGGUACUGCUAAGAGGAAGAUGGAGACGGGGAAAGAGCUAGAGGAGCUGAGACGAGUACAAGUAGCCAACGAGGGAAUGAGACUACUACUGAACUCAAGAUUGAGAGAGGCAGAAGAGUUGUUCAAAGCAUCGAAGAUGCAGGGACCUCAGUUACAUGCUGGUUAUAGCUUUGUGUCAUUAGUGAAAGCUUUCAUGUCGUUUGAAGAAGAUGACUUAGACAAUGCUUACAAGCUCCUUGAAUCAACUGAAAAAUUCUGCGAUCCUUCGAGAGGUUUCUCCUUUGUCAAGUCCAGCUCCGCCCGUCCUAAUUCACCGAUCACUCAACACGAGAGACUCUACAGGCGCUCCAUAAUUGCCGACUGCCUCUUGUUUGAAGCCAUACUAGUCUUUCUAAAGCAGGGUCUUACUAGUUAUGUGAAAGGAGGGUACAUUUUACGUAAAGCAUGGAAGAUGUACGACAAACUAAACGUAGAAGUCGACCAACUAUGCACCACGCCUUCUCCGAUUUCUCUCGUCGAGCCUUCAGCAGUUGAUUCACAUGUGGGCGUGUCUCUUUACGACGGGGACAUGGGUGAGACAAACGGGGGUAGUGCCGGGGCUCAGCCUGAAAAAGGAGUAGUGGAUCCAUUGACAGCUAGUUUUUCAGGCCUUCUUGAUAUCGAGUCUGUAGUUGAGGAGCUUAACGAGGGCGGGGGAGACGAUGAAGACAGGGCCAGUGAUAAAGGAGGGACAGGUAUUGAGGAGGAACCUUCCUCAACAUCAAGUGGUGGAGCAGAUGAAGUGGAUAAUGAAUCAACAAGUUCUGGACCUACUGGCGCUAAGAAUGGAUACGAACUACCUGAAGUACCUGAGUCCUCUAUACAGGAUCUUGAUGAUGAUGAUGCUAGAUUGCGUGGUGGCCUUUACUUUGGGUUUGGCCUAAUGAAUGUCAUAGUUUCACUCAUACCACCCAAACUAAUGAAAGUGGCUAACUUGUUUGGAUUUCACGGGAGCAGGAAGAUAGGGCUCCAAGCACUUGAAUAUUCUAGCAAAAGUCAAGACAUGAAAGCUCCUUUGGCUAGGUUGGCAUUGCUCUGGUAUCACACUAUAAUCAGACCAUUCUUUGCUUUGGAUGGUGAGCAAGAAGAUGCAGGUGUUAGUGAAUCUUUGAGAUUACUAAAAGAAGCAGAUACUCUUUAUCCUGACUCAGCGUUUUUCCUAUUCUUUAAAGGGAAAGUACAUUACCUAAAGUCUGAAUUGAGUCAGGCUCUUGAGGUGUACAGUGCAGCUGCUCUGCUGUCAAGGGAACAGAGAGAGAUUGAGCACAUCUGCCUCUUUGAGAAAGGAUGGAUACACAUGCUUAACUUGGAGCUUGAUGAGGCACUCCCUAUCUUUAUCAGAUUAAAGACUGAGACCAGGUGGUCCGCCUGUUAUUAUGCUUAUCUUGCCGCCAUCAUGGCCGGAGUGAAGGGAGACUUGAAGCAGUCUCGUGAGCUCUUCCUCCAGUGCGGGAAACUAGUCAAGAGAAAGAACAAUAAUUUGGAGAAGUUCUGCUCGAGGAGAGCCAGUGUAUAUAAAAAUGGGCAAAGUCCUUUAAUGAGUAUAGAAGUGACGCUAAUGUUAGUCGAAGUCCUUUAUCUGUGGAGGGCGCUUCCUUUCUGCUCAAAGGAGACCAAACUACGUCUGCUUGACAUGGUCGAGCGUGCUCACUCUUCAAACGGGAUCCCCUUUCACUUUGGACUCAGGGAGUUGUUAAAAGGAUGCGUACUAGUGUCACUGGAUCGGUUUAGAGAUGCUGAGAAAUGCUUCCAAGAAGCUGCAAAGUUUGAGAAAGUUAUAAAACAUGACAAGCACAUCAUGUCUUUUGCUCUGUACGAGUUAGGAGUUAUUCACAUCAACAGAGAUGAGUAUGCUCAAGCCAGACUCUUGUUUACUCAUGCCAAGGAUACUUUCUCAGGAUACGAGUUUGAAGCAAGGCUCAAUUUCAAGGUUCAUUCUGCCAUGGCUCUUGUGAGAUAAUGAGUGGGCGUGGCUAUCAAAUUGGUGUGUGCUGUAUUUAUUUUAAAUUUUGUGAUUGUUUUUACACAAAUCUGUAAAGCAAAACUUGUAUUAUUAUUAUUACUAUUAUUAUUAAUUUAUUAUUAUUAUUAUUACUAUUAUUAUUAUUAUUAUUAUUAUUAUUAUUAAUGACCACUGUAUAUUUCUUACAUUGAUUUUUGCAUGCAAAA